UGUUGAAGCAGAUCGCUUCCCUUCAUUGUGCAGGGUUGUUGCCCUUCAGUACAUUAAAGAAGGUCAAUACGCAAGAGACUUGAAUUCUACCGUGUCGAUGAUUCAGGAUUAUUUCAGUGGCAUUUCCCCAACACACGAUGGUCUGGACGUGGUCUUGAUCGACAUAGAUGACAUUCUUUCUUCAAAUCGUAGACUGCACCGAUAUGAUCGGUAUGGUGGUAGUGAUUUUGUGGAAGAGGCAAAGCAUCUGAAGCAGAUGUUUAUUCUGAGAUUAUAUAUGGAACUUCAUGUUGGUGGUUGGCCUUUGAUUCUGCUCUCAAGAAAACCGGAGGCAGAGCGAAAUUCUUCCACAGAGGAUCUUAUAUCUGCAAGAGAGACCACGAACGAAGACUAGGUCCAAAAAAAAAAA
This is a messenger RNA of Pyrus x bretschneideri (Chinese white pear), 409 nucleotides long. RefSeq lists its product as uncharacterized. The transcript is spliced from 2 exons. The coding region runs from base 98 to 394 and encodes 98 amino acids. The record is from RefSeq and is a predicted model, not a curated record. NCBI's taxonomy places the organism in Eukaryota, Viridiplantae, Streptophyta, Magnoliopsida, Rosales, Rosaceae.